This is a messenger RNA of Malus domestica (apple), 839 nucleotides long. Its product is annotated as NADH dehydrogenase [ubiquinone] 1 beta subcomplex subunit 10-B-like. The record is from RefSeq and is a predicted model, not a curated record. NCBI's taxonomy places the organism in Eukaryota, Viridiplantae, Streptophyta, Magnoliopsida, Rosales, Rosaceae.
UUUAUCAAUGGAGAUGAGCCCAAAACCAGAGCCUGAUCAAUCGUAAGCCCAAAUACCCAAAAGCUCAACCACCUGAAGCAGCUGCAGAGCUCCGAAAAUCAAAGCCAGAACACAGAGGGAGAGAGGGAGAGAGGGAGAGAGCAAUCUAGAAGUGCGAGAGGAAAAUGGGGCGGAAGAAAGGAGUGGUGGACUUCGACGAGUCGCCGCCGGACGACUUUGAUCCGGCGAAUCCGUACAAGGACCCGGUGGCGAUGCUUGAGAUGAGGGAGCACUUGGUGCGGGAGAAGUGGAUCGACAUCGAGAAGGCCAAGAUCAUCAGGGAGAAGCUCCGAUGGUGCUACCGCAUCGAAGGCGUCAACCACCUCCAGAAGUGCCGCCACCUCGUCCACCAGUACCUCGAGUCCACUCGCGGCAUCGGUUGGGGGAAGGACCACCGUCCUUACGAGUUCCAUGGUCCGAAGCCGGAGCCGGUGGAGUCCGAGUGAUCGGUUUCAGGUGGGUAAGUUUGGGCUGCAGUGAAAUGCAGAAAAAUGGGGGGAAGUUGGGGAUCACCUACAUCACGAUUUCAUUGCAUUGUUGAUAUUCUGUUAUCAUCUCCGGACUUUGUGAAACCAUUCUUAUCUUUUCUUUGUCGUUACAGAUUUCCGGCCAGAUUUCAGGCUUCGACUUUUCACUAGAUUAUCUUGCUUGUUAGCUUCCAAAAAUUGACGGUGAUUUGAACUAGGCCUCUGCCUAGAUAAAAGAAUAAGUUUCUUUGUCAUUGGUCAUGUAUGGAUGAUGUAUCAUAAAUCUUUUGCAUUGUUCAAGUGCUAAGGAAAAACAGUUGCUAAUUCUCCAAA